Molecule: messenger RNA, 1282 nt
Organism: Fusarium redolens
Lineage: Eukaryota; Fungi; Ascomycota; Sordariomycetes; Hypocreales; Nectriaceae
Exons: 2
Coding region: 1-1095 (364 amino acids)
Molecular function (GO): protein binding
Source: RefSeq, a predicted model, not a curated record
AUGGCUUCCAUCAUUAUACCAAACACCGACCCAAUGUCGGAUCCCUCCAGCAUCACAGAAAACACGACAGCCAGCAUGAGCCCACUUCUUCGUACUUGUUUCUACAAAAGAAGCAAGUACUACUUCCCCACCGUCGAUCCAAAAGUCCACGAAUUCUCCCAUGAGGUCCACAAGUUAUUCUCCCAAUGCUUCGGAACUCCAACUUCAGACCUCGGUGCUCUAGCCUGCCUACCUCAAGAUUUACUCGGGGAUAUCGUCCUGAAGCUAGACAUCGACUCGUUUCGCCGCUUCAGACAAGUCAGCCGUCGUGCGCGCUGCUUAGCAACUGAUCUCCCCAUCUACCAGCGCGUUCUGCACUACGCCCCCGACGCUCUCAACGCUUUCAGAAGAACAGGCCUUAGCUGUUAUGUCUCAUAUGCAGAUGUCUAUAAUGCACUUAUGACAUCAACGUGUGCGUUCUGCGGUUUGUUCGGCAAUUUUCUGUUCCUUCCGACCGCCAAACGCUGCUGCUUCGAAUGUCUUCGCAUAUCACCUGAAACAGCUGUUGUCAACGAAGCACGCAUCAGCAAGAGGGACGAGUGGAGAUAUUUAUACAACGAGCGUGCCGAGGACCUUGCCGAAGCCUUGAAGACAGCGGAUAUGUGUUCGUUCAAGACGCAUAACUGGGAUGAUGUUCAGAAAAUGUCCAAGACUCGUGGCGUUCUGGCAAAGGAUUUACUAGCAGUAUACAUCAAAGUCGACAAAGUCCUGGAAAAAACUGGCCAAGCCCUUUUAAAACCAGGCUGGCUUCACUAUCGUCUCGCAGCAAGUCUCAUCUUCCCCUCCCUCAAUUCUCGCACGGGAAAGCUUGAGACGGGAGUUAGCUGCAAAGGGUGUCAUGUAAAUCACAUGAGACAAGGCCCCUCAUUGCUCGUCCCACUGCCAACAUUUCGAAAUAUGUUUACCGUAUGGUGUCGAACUCGCGAUAUGUCAUAUUCCGAAAAGAAUGCUGCUUCGCAUCUUUCCGAAUGCUUGGAGGCGCAGAGACUCUGGAGGGAGAAAAGAGGGUUUUAUUAUCUCCGAGGGAAUACUCGUCGACGAGAGCAGGAGAAUUGAGCAGAUGCGAGUGAGUAGGGCUAGGAAUACAUGAAAGACAAUACAGAACAAGGGCGAGUUGCCUUUAUCUUGGGCAGGCAGUUAAAUCAUUUCACCAUGAGUCAGUUUAAUGGUUUACGUAGACCAUAGUAACAUCUCGACAAGAUAGAUCUAUGCAGCAUCUCUUCCAAGCUCUGCCCAAUUGUUC